Molecule: messenger RNA, 832 nt
Organism: Rhododendron vialii
Lineage: Eukaryota; Viridiplantae; Streptophyta; Magnoliopsida; Ericales; Ericaceae
Product: 7-deoxyloganetin glucosyltransferase-like
Exons: 1
Coding region: 314-832 (172 amino acids)
Source: RefSeq, a predicted model, not a curated record
GGCCCUAAAACGGCCGCCCAAGGCCGGCACUGAGAUUCCCAGGAGAGUGGACUAAAAAUGAGUGAGACCAUAAAACUAAUAUUUGAAUUAAAAGGGUCACCUCACAUGACCAAAGACGAGUUCUAAACUACUAUUGGAUCAAUCAACAAAUUAAUCAAGUAAAUAUCUAUAUAGAUUAUAGAAUACUAAAACUCAGCCAGAGCCAGGAUAUAAAUGCACAACUAACGUGCUAUCGAAACUAAAACGAGGCAAACAUUCCUCUAUGCUGCACUCGAGUAGCUAGCUAGCAAGGAAUAGGAGUGAGAAAACAGUUAUGGCUUCAUCUUCAACUGUGAGCAGAAUGAACCCUAACAAGCCUCAUGUCAUGUGCAUCCCUUACCCAAUUCAAGACCACAUCAAGCCAAUGCUUAAACUGGCAAACAUUCUCCACUCAUUCGGCUUCCGUAUCACCUUUGUCAACACAGAGUUUAGUCACAACAACUUGCUCAAAUCCGGGGCCCUCGAAUCCUUUGCCAACCUCCUUAACUUCCGCUUUGAAACCAUCCCCGCCAUCCUCCCUCCUCCGGCCACCACCACCACCGCGGACUACUACCACUUGCUUUGUCAGUCUGCCCAGGAAAAAUUCUUGCCUCCACUACACCAUCUCAUUACGAGACUGAACUGGUGCAAGACGGUGAGUUGUAUUGUAUCAGAUGGUUUGAUGCCUUUCAACAUUAUGAUUGCAAGAGAACUGGGGAUCCCUGGCUAUCUCCUUUGGGUUCCAAAUGCUUGUGCCUUCAUGGGAUACCUCCACGAGAAAGGCCUAAUGCCACCUAUGGGUAAAUCCCAUUGA